This is a messenger RNA of Trichomonas vaginalis G3, 915 nucleotides long. Its product is annotated as purine nucleosidase protein. The record is from RefSeq and is a predicted model, not a curated record. The coding region runs from base 1 to 915 and encodes 304 amino acids. NCBI's taxonomy places the organism in Eukaryota, Parabasalia, Trichomonadida, Trichomonadidae. The transcript has a single exon. Gene Ontology annotation, molecular function: hydrolase activity, hydrolyzing N-glycosyl compounds.
AUGAAACUUUGGAUUGAUACUGAUUGUGGAAUAGAUGAUGCAACGGCCAUUCUUAUCUGUCUUGCUAACCCAAGCAUUGAAAUUGUUGGCAUUUCAUGCAUUGGUGGUAAUGCAUCACUUCAGAAUGUAAUCAGAAACGUCAAUAGAACUCUUAAGGUAUGGGGAAAGACCGAUAUUCCGAUUUUUGGAGGUUGCCAAGCUCCUCUUGUUCAGCCAAAGAUGGAAAUACCACAUAUUCAUGGUGGCGAUGGUCUUGGCGAUAUUAAUGAUAACGAUUUCGGCACAAAUACACCAAAUAAACUCGAAAAAGAGCAUGCAGUUAAUGCACUCAUUCAUGCUGCUAAUACUAUUGAGGAUCUUAACAUUCUUUGUCUGGCCCCUUUGACAAAUAUUGCUAUUGCAUUGAGCAUGGCUCCAGAAGCAAUCCUUAAGAUCAAGCACUUCUACAUUAUGGGUGGAGCUGAAAAUGGGAAAGGAAAUAUUACACCAUAUGGAGAAUUCAACUGGAGAGCCGACCCAGAAGCCGCGCAAAUCGUUUUACAGACAUAUCCACAAUACCAGACAACAAUUGCUUCAUGGACACUUGCUGUUUUCAACUCAUUUAACGCAAAUGACUAUGAUUUCUUCAAUUUAGAUGGAAAUCUAGUACGUAGAUUCAUCAGGGAAACAUGGAAACCAAUUAUUGCAUUUGAUGGCGGUCGAAUCUGCCCAGCAGACCCUCUUGCUGCUUUUAUUGCAGUUUACGGAGAUAGGGCCAUCAAGAGAGCCGAGCGUCUCCACCUUUCAAUGGUUUUAGAGGGUGAAAAAUUAGGUAUGUCCCUUGCAGAACCAGAUGAAAAAGGAUGCCUUGUUGUCAAAGAAUGCGAUGCAGAACUUUUCGUCAAAAUCUUGAGAGAGCUUCAAGAUCACCAAUAA